Molecule: messenger RNA, 567 nt
Organism: Mercenaria mercenaria
Lineage: Eukaryota; Metazoa; Mollusca; Bivalvia; Venerida; Veneridae
Product: DNA ligase 1-like
Exons: 3
Coding region: 1-567 (188 amino acids)
Source: RefSeq, a predicted model, not a curated record
AUGUGUAUAGAAACAAAGAGAAAGUGUCAGAACAGAGAGUCACAGAGGAAAGAAUCAGAAGACAGGAAGAAGAAGAAAAAGAAGAAAGAAAAGAUGAGACGUGAUAAAGAAAAGAAGACAAAUGAUAAAACUAGAAAAGAACACGAGAUACUGGAUGAGGGAAACUCCAAUCCUGAGAACACAGGAAACCCAUAUCCUAUCUUUUGUGAAACGUCAACUGAUAAUGUUGACAUUAUUGAUGAAGAAACAAACACUGGCAGACAAAAAGGAAAAAGAAAUGAUUAUAACAAAAGUGAGGAGAAUAAGAACAAGAAGAGAAAGAGAGAAACAUGUGAGAAGACAGAAGACGCAGAUGAAGAAACUCAUUCAGAAACAGGCCUUAGACCUGAAGAAAUCGAUCUUGACGACACGUUGAACCAAUAUCAAGAGCCCGAUAAAGAAAUAUUUAAUGACGCUGACGUAUUUGAUGAUAGAACAGAGAGUCACAGAGGAAAGAAUCUGGAAGACGAGAAGAAAAAGAAAGAAAAGAUGAUACGUGAUAAAGAAAAGAAGAGGAAGAUAAAAUGA